Messenger RNA from Aaosphaeria arxii CBS 175.79, 507 nucleotides. RefSeq lists its product as uncharacterized. The transcript has a single exon. Lineage: Eukaryota; Fungi; Ascomycota; Dothideomycetes; Pleosporales. The record is from RefSeq and is a predicted model, not a curated record. Gene Ontology annotation, molecular function: metallopeptidase activity. The annotation marks the transcript as partial.
AUGGAAGCAUACUCCUCGCCAACUGAGAACUGGAGCCGCAUCACCUUCUGCAAAAAGUUCUUCAACGACCUGAAAUCCCUGGACGAAGUCACCAAAAAUGUAAAAAACCAGCGACCGGAGGUUCAGGACCACUUGGAUCAGUGGAACAACAGGGCGAGAUGCUUCUUCCAUGAGAUCACUCAUUUGAACUACUUCAUGAAUGCGCCCGAAAAGAGCCCAUUCAUUGACGAUGCACUCAUCACGUACAAGUCAAAAGAGGGUACCGUUGAAGAGGGCGCUUACGGUCCAUACAACGUCAAGGUCUUGCGAAAUUUUCGAGGAGAUGCCUGGUAUGCCGGUCAAAAUGCCGAUACCUUUGCCUGGUACGCAAUGGCGAUGUGGGCGAAAAAGGAGAUUGGGAGAUACCCUCACCUCCCAGCAGCAGGCAGUAAGAAGCCGACAAAGGCGCCUCGCCGUGGCGAUGGUACCCCAUUCACCCAACCAAAUAGUGAAAGCGAGGACGAGGAC